Plasmodium knowlesi strain H is the source of this 2448-nucleotide messenger RNA. Its product is annotated as conserved oligomeric Golgi complex subunit 6, putative. Bases 1 to 2448 code for a protein of 815 amino acids. Gene Ontology annotation, biological process: intra-Golgi vesicle-mediated transport. The record is from RefSeq and is a predicted model, not a curated record. Lineage: Eukaryota; Apicomplexa; Aconoidasida; Haemosporida; Plasmodiidae. The transcript has a single exon. Gene Ontology annotation, cellular component: COG complex.
AUGUUGAAAAAUUUUGAGGGCAUGUUUAACAAGUACAGCGUUCUAUAUGAUGAGGAAGAUGAGGAGCUGGAAGAAUUAGAUCGCUUCGAGAAUAGGUUCAAGGAGGCAAAUGUGUUCUUCACACAUUUCGAGAAUAUUCAAAAGGACUUAAAAAAAGUGAAGGAAUUAGACAAAAAUGCAGAAGAAAAAAUUUUGGAAAGUAGAAAAAUGACAAGCGAAAUUAUGGAAGAAAUGAAAAAACUGAAGAAGGAAAAAUAUACCAUCAGGAAGAAAGAAAAAAUGUAUGACAAAAUUCUAAGGAAAUACAGUUUAAGUCCUCUAAGCUAUAACAAUUUAACGGAUAUAAAUGUUUCGCUAAAUAUUGCAUUUUUUGAACACUUAAAACAGUUUGAGUACACCAAGGAAAAUAUAAUAAAGUUGUUAAACGAGAAUUCAACUGAUAAAAUAAACAAAUUCUACUCCAAACAUUACAGUAAGAUAUUGAAUAAGGCGUGCAAGAAAAUGUGUCUUUAUGUGAUCAGGGAGAAUAACAAUAGUUAUAGGAAGAUAAAGAAAGUUACAGAUUUAUUGCUCUGCCCAAUUUCCGAAGAAAAAGAAAAGAGAAAAAUUAUUAUAAGAAAUUAUGUCCAGAAUUUUUCUCCCUUGACAAAAUUGUGCUAUAAAAUUAUUAUCGAAAAUAUGGAAUACUUCAACAUAUGCUUCACCAAUUUUUUGCAUUUUAGAAUAAAAUUGUUCAAGAGGAAUUACAACGAUUUGUUUAUGAGUCAUGGUAGUAACAUAGUCAGGAGGAACAACUCAGAAGGUGAAUUUCCCCCCAUAGAUGAUUCGAUAGAAAUAUUUAAAAACUUCUUUUCAACAAUAUACUACUUAAUAACGUUGGAGGAUCACUUCUUCAAAAUUCUUCUUCUGUUCAAUUAUUAUUAUACCAACGUAGAAAUCCCAUAUAUAACUGCUCAGCUGGAAAAUAUGCACAACAAUUUAUACACGAUAAUUGACUCCUUGUAUUUUUCCUACAGUCAUUUUUUAGAAACAAAUUUGAGUAGCUACCCGAAGAGUUACGAUACAUGUUAUGAGUUGUUUCACAUUGUAGACAUGUUCAUUUUUAAAUUGAAAAAAUUUCAAAACAACUGCGAAAUAACACAAGACGCCAAAGAUAUAAUUAGAGAAAAUUCCAUCGAAAUGAUACGCCUUAAUAAUCCAGAGUUGAAUGAUCGUCAAAUUAAUGGUACCAAUUUAUAUAGUGCAGUCACUCUCCACGAAAAUACAUUCUUAGAAAAUUACAAAUUUAAUUCUGGAAAGGGAAUUCACAGUAGGAACUCCAUUAACUCCAUUUUGUGGAACUUUUCCAGAAACAUCGCAGAUGAUACCCAGAGUAAACUCCCCAGUGGAGAGCGCCCCGAUCAGAUGAACGAAGAACAGUUGUUUGGCGGUGAAUCAGUGAACAAUAUAAAUACGGAAUAUUAUCAAAAGAGUGCAGAUAGAGAAGAAAUAAAAAAUGUGGGGAUUGAAACAAAUGUGGUUGAAGAACAAGGAUCUCUAGACGAAGCACAAGGUGGAAACGUAAAACGGCACAGCUCCGAUGAAAUCGCCAUUCCUCAACUGGAUAACGACACAAGAAGCAACGUGGAAGAUGCCCAAACAGGAAGGGGUAGAAGCGAGUUAGGGGAAAAGAACAGCGGAGUAGAAAAAUACAACUGUAAACUUCUAAACUAUACACAAAAAAUACAGAAAAAAAUAGAAAACGAAUUCAUAGCUCUGUGGCAAAAAGACGUUGUCACCUUCUACCUUAGUAAGAUCACCAAAGUAGACGAACCCAAUUAUUUUGAUAACACAUUGUCAGUUAUAAAAAAAAUAUUCAAUGCAUUAAAUCAUGUAUAUUCCAUAUACAGAAGAAACAUUGCCUUAUUUGGUUCCGAAAGCAACGAGCAAAAUUUCCAAAACGUCCUCGACAUUACAAUCAACCCCUUAAUAAAUAACUCAUUGAAAAAUAAAAAUCAGAAUGUAGAAAGAGAUUACAUAUUUAUUAUAAAUAUAUUUAUCUUUAUGCAGGAAAAUGUAAAAAUGUUUGAGGGCUCCUCUAAGUACUACGAUCUGCUUGGUAUAAUUAUCCAUGAAAAAAUGGAAAAAGUCUUGGAGCUUGAAAAUAAUAAUUUAUUGGCUUACUUAAAGUUAGACAAAAUUAGGAAAGAGGAAGAAAGUAACAUAAAGGAGGUAGAAUUGAUUCUGGAAAAUUUUUAUAAAUUUGCUUUUUCGGAGAACUUUAAUGAUUUCCCUGUGGUAAACAAAAUUCAAUCAAGUCAUGUCAAAAAGGAAAUGCACAUGGCCUUAUUUAAUAACAUACAUAAGGAAUAUGUACACUUGUACGAAAUGUAUUCCAAAAAAGUGAAUAUGCUUUUUCCGCCCGAUCAAAUAAAGGAUGUCCUUUUGAAAAAAUUGUCAGUUAUAUGA